UGGCACAGGAGGAGCUCGGUACGCUUCGCCUGGGGCGAGGAGCUGUGGGGACGGGGACGGUGCCUGUGGUGCUGUGCAGCCACCCCGGGGGGUCUGGGACAGGUACCAGUCCGCACGGCACGUCAGCCCGGGGGGGUGGAGGCCAGGAAGGUAAAGGGUGGCCCUGGUGACUUGGGUGGUAGCACCCCUAGUCCCUGAAGGGGGUUUCGAGGGGACAUGGAGAUGUGGCGGAGGAGGAGCAGGGCUCCAGGCCUGCCCUGGCUGCUUCCCAGUGCCUGGCCGCAUCCUGCACUGCUCUGCCUGAAACUGGGCACGGGUGUCAGGAGCCACCAGCCCGGCUCUGAGGGAUGCGCGGGCAGUGAGGGGGUGUCUGUAUGGGCUCUGCCCGCCUGCAGCGCCUGGGGAGAGCGGAGCCUGGGUCCUGCACUGUCCAGGGGUUCCCCAUGCGCAUCGGUGCGUUGGCCGUGGCUGCAGAAAUGCCCUCUGCCAUGCUGGAAGAAGGUGCUCAGCCGUCUGUCUCUGUCUUAUGCAGCUUUCUGGUUCACUGUGCCGCCACCAUGUCUCAGAGCCCCCCUGGCAGCUUUGUGGACGACAAGACCUUUCUCCUGGAGUACCGAUGCCACCCUGUGCGGCCGGAGCCCCCCAGCCCGACCUACCUCCCCAGGAGGCCCAGCUCCACCACGGUGCCCGAAGCCACCUCUCCCACCUCGGCCGAGCCCCACCGCAUUGUCCUCAGCACGGACAGCCCGGCUGCGCUGAAGGUGGGAACCCAGCAGCUGAUCCCCAAAAGCCUGGCUGUCUCCACCAAGACCAAGACCAACCCCUGCCGGCACCAGAGCCUCGGGGUGGCUGGGUCCAGCCGGGAGCCCCUGGGCCCCGACACGAAGCGGGUGUCCGUCCCCAGCCUCUCCCCGGAGGUGGAGGAUGAUGGUGGAGGGGGGCUGAAGCGCAACCUGAGGAACAUGUCCUAUCGCGCGGCCAUGAAGGGCCUGGGCACGGAGCCGGAGCCGGUGGCCACCAUCCCCUCGCUGAAACCCGUGUCGGAGGAGGGCAGCGCCCUGCCUGCCCGCAGCCCCGGCAGGAACAAGAGAACCUUUGGGCGGAGGCGGGUGCAGAAGCGCGGCGGCUCGUUCAAGGACCAGCCCCGGCUGUAUCAGGAAAUCCGUGAGAGAGGUCUGAACUCCAUCGGCCAUGAGUCAGAUGAGGAUUUGCUGGAGGAACCCAUCCCAGAAGAGCCGUCCCGUCCGGAUGCCGCUAUCGUGGUGCAGAGCUAUCGCCCGGCGCAGGUGACCUGGAGCCAGCUCCCAGAGGUGCUGGAAGCGGGCAUCCUGCGAAAGAUAUCCCCUGAAGAGCGCAAACGGCAGGAGGCAAUGUUUGAGAUCAUCACUUCUGAGUACUCCUACAUGCACAGCCUGGGCAUCCUGGUGUGCCACUUCAUGAGGUCAGAGGAGCUGAAGGAGACCAUGACGCAGACGGAGCAUCACCACCUCUUCUCCAACAUCAGCGACAUCCUGACUGUCAGCACGAGCUUCUUUGAAGACUUAGAGAAGCGACACCAGGAAAACGUUCUAAUGCCUGACAUCAGUGACAUAGUGGAAGAACACGCCUCAAACCACUUCAAUCCCUACAUCAGCUACUGCUCCAAUGAAGUCUACCAGCAGAGGACACUUCAGAAGCUGCUAACCACAAACCCCUUAUUUAAAGAGACCUUGAAACAAAUUGAAAGGAAACCAGAAUGUGGAGGCCUGCCAAUGAUCUCAUUUCUCAUUCUCCCUAUGCAGAGGGUAACACGCCUUCCUCUGCUGUUAGAUACCCUCUGUCAAAAAACAAAAGCAGGCACUGCAGCGUACGGAGCUGCCACCCAAGCGCUGAAAGCCAUCAGCAAGCUUGUGAAGAACUGCAAUGAGGGAGCUCGUGCUAUGGAGAGGACAGAGCAGAUGUACACCCUGCAGAAACAGCUGGAAUUUGGAAAAAAGAAGCCUUUCCCGCUGAUCUCUGCUUCCCGCUGGCUGCUGAAGCGGGGGGAGCUGCACCUGCUGCUGUCGGAAGAGGUGGGCAUCUUCCGCCGAGGCGCCGGCAGGCUCUGCUACCUCUUCUUGUUCAAUGACGUCCUGAUCAUAACCAAGAAGAAGAGCGAGGAGAGCUAUACCGUCAUGAACUACACCACGCUGGACCAGGUCAUGGUGGAGAAGAUUGAGACUGCAGACCCACCUUCCCCUCCUCCUGGCAAGAGCGGGAGCGGUGGCACAGCCCGCGGCACAGCCGGUGGGCACCUGCUCCGGGUGGUGAUGGAGAAGGACAGCGAGGGCAAGCGGGAGGAGAUUGUGCUGUCAGCAGAGACACUGAGUGACCGGGCCCGGUGGAUUGCUGCGCUGAUGCACAGAGGAAAGGAAAAGCCUGACACCACUCCUAAAGGAGAGCUGAGCCAAGUGGAGAUCACCCGCGCCUACCUGGCUAAGCAGGCAGACGAGAUUUCCCUGCAGCAGGCAGACGUUGUCCUCGUGCUGGGGGGCGAGGAUGGCUGGUGCUGGGGUGAGAGGCUCAGGGACGGCGAAAGGGGCUGGUUUCCCCAGUCCUGCGCUCGGCAGAUCACCAGCCGCACGGCGGUGGAGUGCAACGUCCGCCGGAUGGAGCGGCUGCGCGUCGAGACCAAUGUGUAGGCUCAUGGCCCAGGGAAGGUGCCUCUGCCGUGGCGUGUCAGGGGUCUUCAAACCUCUGCGGACUGAGCCCAUAGCGAGAAGGGAGUGGGAGAGCCUUUAUUCUUGAAUUUCAUUUCCCUUGAGCUGUCACAGGCGGCAGAUCUUACCGUUCCGCACUGGCCUUUGUAGUGGCCGUGACAGCAGCUAAUUAAUGUGAGACCUGGCAUUUGAGCGCUCCUGGCCAAAGCUCAUAUUAAUGACCUGGAACAGGCUUCAAGAGGCAGCCAAGGUGCUGGCUGAAGUUGAAAAGGCUGCGGCUGGGUUCUGGGCUCUGUGAAGCGGCUCGUGCCGCCGUCUCUCUCCCUCUCACUGGCUGUAUGCCUUGUGGGGUAAGACCCGGCACAUGGGGAGUGUAUACCUGAAUCAAGAAUUUUUUAGGAACUUAAGUCUAUAUGCUAGGCUUAUUCCUUCACCCCAUUUUCCCCUCCUGUUUCUUUUUUUUUCUCUCCCCCUCCACAAUUAUUCUUGGUUUUCGUGCACGCUCUACAGGGCGAGGGUGCCCACCGCCCAUCAGUCCCACGCUGAACUGGCAGGUGCUGGGGGCUGGUGCAGUCCAAGCUGUUCUGGAGUCAGCUCUGGGGCCAGGAAUGGGAUGCUCCGGCCAGUGGGAAGCAAUCUGUGAGUCCUGCCAGCCGAGGAAGCCAGGCACACCAAGAGGGAGCAGUGCUGUAGCCCCUGCUGCGCUUCCCAUCUCCUGAGAUGGCCAGGCAGAAGCAGGGGUUUUGGUCCUCCUGGAGAGGGAUGUAGUUGGGGGGGGGGUCAAAGCUCAGCCUUCCCACAGCAGAAUGGUCCCCUCUCCUCCCCUUCUCCCUCAGGAUUAGCACCAACAAGUCAUUAACGAAGAGGGCUGAAGAGGGCUGAGGCAGGGUCGUUAGUCACAGUGGAGCAGUUUGCAUCUGGGGUUUUUAUGGGUCAAAUCUUUAGUGCCGCUGGCAGGAGAUGGGUGGGCAGCUCCGCUGGGGGUCUUCGAUGCUCAGCCAGUCACACCUCGUGGAGCGGAACCAGCACCUACUAUUUCAGGAUGAGGCAGCUCCGUGUGCUGCCUGGCUUUGGAGUCACAGGGGCAGCAUUGUUGGGAUGUGGCUGUUUUGAUUAAACUGUCAACAGAUUAAUUAGAUUAACAAUAAAUUCUUGGAGCCCAGUGAAA
This is a messenger RNA of Falco peregrinus (peregrine falcon), 3846 nucleotides long. RefSeq names its product Rho guanine nucleotide exchange factor 16 (gene ARHGEF16). Gene Ontology annotation, molecular function: protein binding; guanyl-nucleotide exchange factor activity. Gene Ontology annotation, biological process: activation of GTPase activity. The record is from RefSeq and is a predicted model, not a curated record. The coding region runs from base 375 to 2660 and encodes 761 amino acids. The transcript has 14 exons. NCBI's taxonomy places the organism in Eukaryota, Metazoa, Chordata, Aves, Falconiformes, Falconidae.